AAAAAAGGUUUUGUAAGCAAGGAAAGGUUCCCUUUACGUGGGAAAUCCUUAACUCAAUCCUCUGUGACAGUUAACCAUCGCCGGGCAAUACUAUGUCCUUACUUGCCGCUCGUUCACCGCCGUCCCUCUUCGCCGUUCCUCAAUAUCAACCGCCAUUUCCAACCUCUCGAACCUGGCUUCUCUCCCAUCCCUUCCAGGUUUCUCACGCGCUCCUCCGGGCUUCCAGAAGAGCCUCCAAUUUCUCUCAGGGAGUUGAUGAUCCGGUGGAUGAUCGGCGCAACUGGAACGGCUCGAUUGGCUCCGACUUCGACUUAAUCGGUGGAGAGGAGGAGGAGGAGGAGGAGGAGGAUGAAGAUGAGGAAGAGGAUAGAAGUUUGGAUCUAUUGGUUCAGUUUGUUGAGAAUGUUUUCAGGAAGGUCUCGAGGCGAGCCCGGAAGGCUGUGCGAUCGGUUCUUCCCCAAUCCAUCCCUACUAAACUGGUGGGAUUUUGUGUCAAUGGGGUGUUAAUGCUGGCAUUUUUGUGGGUUUUGAAGGCAUUUCUUGAGGUGAUAUGCACACUUGGAACUGCAGUAUUUGUGAGCAUACUCAUCAUUCGUGGCGUGUGGAUUGGCAUCUUAUAUCUACAAGAUAUCCGCAGCCACAGGCUCGAUCAACUGGAUGAUGAUCAGCCCCAUGCCUGGACUGGUGCGCAGCCCGCAUCCUGAACUCCUCAAUCACUCAACUGCUUAUAACUUGCAAGGUUAGUGAUACCACCAAUAGCUUAGAAUAAUGGGCCUUCAUGUUUAUCUCAUUUUGAUCUGUAAAUUCUUGUUCUUGUUCUUGUUCUCUGUGUUCGUAUAGAAAGGUGUUUUAAUCCAUAAGUGUUUGAAACCUUCAAUCCAGUAAUGGGUUAUGUGUUGGUUUGGUCUCUUUUCCAAGUUUAUAAACUUACUGUUGAUGCACGUGUAAGGCAGGUGAAUCUCCUUGCUCGGAUUUGUGCAUCGACGUAUUUCAACAAGUUAGAAAACGUUCCUUUUGAUAAAUUGUUCUUGUAAUUCUGAAUAUAGUUUUGAGAAGAUGAAUUGAUA
Cucurbita moschata (crookneck pumpkin) is the source of this 1067-nucleotide messenger RNA. Its product is annotated as protein SHORT HYPOCOTYL IN WHITE LIGHT 1-like. The transcript is spliced from 4 exons. The coding region runs from base 93 to 704 and encodes 203 amino acids. Gene Ontology annotation, biological process: regulation of abscisic acid-activated signaling pathway; negative regulation of photomorphogenesis. Lineage: Eukaryota; Viridiplantae; Streptophyta; Magnoliopsida; Cucurbitales; Cucurbitaceae. The record is from RefSeq and is a predicted model, not a curated record.